This is a messenger RNA of Oncorhynchus keta (chum salmon), 7392 nucleotides long. RefSeq lists its product as uncharacterized. The transcript is spliced from 8 exons. Gene Ontology annotation, biological process: negative regulation of DNA-templated transcription. NCBI's taxonomy places the organism in Eukaryota, Metazoa, Chordata, Actinopteri, Salmoniformes, Salmonidae. The record is from RefSeq and is a predicted model, not a curated record. Bases 393 to 5372 code for a protein of 1659 amino acids.
GCAGUUUACACACAAGCAGCAAGGUCCCACAUCCUGGUACUUUUCAACGUUGUCUAGGAAGGCAUCGAUAGAGAGAAAGGCUGGCUCGAGGGAAGUAGCUGCAGUGUCCUGACAAUAUAUCUGUCCAAACGUUCACAAACUAUCCCGGAAAGUUAGGUGUAACUACCAGGACCAUCCGUUGUCUGUUAAUGUCAAGAUGUGGCUGGUGAGAGAUGGGAGACGGACAUAACAAGACCUAUAGGAUGUUACUCAAUAGCAUACGACAAUGUGGGCUAAAGGCUGACAGCAUCCAUAUCAGGUGAACAUUGGACGAAGGAGAGUGGGAUGAGUGAAGAUUCUGCAGCCAGCACAGUUUGGUGAAGAGCACGAGAGGUGAGCAAUCAGCAACUAGCAUGCCAACCACCAAGGGAACUGGAGGGGCUGGCAGCCCACGGGGUCAGCGCUACCGUCCAGCCUCAGAGUUCGACGAUGCCACACUCGCCCAAAAGAGAGAGUACUGGAAGACCAAGAAACGAGAGCAGAGGGCCAAGCUGUCAGAGGUCAAGAGGGAAAAAGAUACAAACAGAGUGUGUAACUCCUUGGGCAGAAAUGCAGUCCAUAAGACCCUAACCUCUAUGGUGUUGAAUCCCAGUGCCUCUUGUUCAAUGGCAGGGUCUGCCCCCACUUUGUUGAAUAGCGAUGGUUCCUACCAAACCAAUGUCAGUGGUGCACCUGUAGUUUUAUUAAAGGGAAAGGGUUCUGCUAUCUCCUAUCAUCUGAACCAUAGUGCUGAAGAAGAGGACCAAAACUCUUCCUCAGCAAACCAAAAGGAGAAAUGGUUCCAGAGGAUAAAACUUGACAAAGUCUUGCCUCCGUUCCCAACGUCCAGUGCAGGUCCAGGAGAAGGCGCGAUGGUCUGCAAGAUGGCGGUGAAAAGUUCCCCAACAGGGGGCACUGUGAUCGGACCGGUUACCUCAGACAAACCCAACGGAGUGCUGCUCAACAGUGGCUCCUCCUUGCCUCUGGGAAGAGUGGCUGUGAGACCCUCAGGUUCUGCACCUCGCCAACCACAGGGCGGAAUGACUGUUCUGAAUGGCAGCUCUCCUGUAGUGUCAACACAGAAGCAACUGGCCACCCAGAGUGUAUCAAGGCCUGAUGCGUUAACUGAGACGCAAGUUACAGUGCGUGUUCAGCCUGGACCGCUAACUGCUAACAUUACCUCAGGGUUGCCCAUCGUGACCAAUCAGCCUACCCCUGUCCUCAUUCCCAAACCAGAGGGUAGGCCUAUAGGGAUGAAAGUAACACAACUAGGUGGGACAAAGCAUGCCCCGGUCACAGCCCAAGAAGUUAGUUGUAUCAACAACACAUCAGCUACACUGGAGAUUGAGGAGGACAAAGCCACCAAGCGCAGAGAGAAUUGGCGCAUCAAGAAGCGAGAACAGAGAGCGAAGCAGGCGGUUAGGUUAACGAAGACUAGAGAGAGAAUCACGAACAUGGAGAUAACGUUGCAAAAAGCUGGAAUGUUACCCAACGUGGUCAUUGAACGUCCUCCAUCUGCUUUGAGUGGACAGGGCCAUAGGCAGUGUAUUAAUAGAGUCAGGGUCCCGUUCAUCUCAGCCGGACGCCUGCUGAAGAACGCCAGAGCAGUGGCUAGCGUUGUAGUCAAAAGGGAGUCUGAGGAUUCAGUCCUGGCUAAGCUAACUGCAGUCAACGCUAAUCAACAGACUGUUCAGGUAAAAGUAGAGAAUCCGCAGGACGCUGAACCAACAAUGCAGACUGGCAUGGCAUCGGAUGUCAUUGGUUUUAAACUAGAAGGGGAACCAAGCAGAAGGCUCCUUGGUCCAGGGCAGUUUAUCAACACUAGCCAAGGUAUGGUCCGUUGUAGGACUCCGAGACAGAGGUUCAUUGACGCCCAAAGGAAUUUCCUGGGUCAGAGAAACAUGAGAAAGUCCCCCUGUCAUGCUACAGCCUUCAAAACCUGCAACGCACUCCGAGAGGACCCAACGGAGACACCCGAGCAGAGGGUGGCCCGGAAGCGGGAAUACUGGCGUGUCAAGAAGCGGGAACAGCGAGCUAAGCUGUCAGUGGAAGUCCGCGCUAAGAUGAAGGAGAAGGAUGCUCUGAUGCGAAGAGUCAACCGGUACCAGAGCAUAUUGGAGGAUAUGAGGAAGGCGAGAGCGGCGGGCUGCAACACACUGCCACAACCAACAGGAAAUGGGCCUACCCACACCAGCGCCUCAGAGACCAUUGGAGGGUUCAUCAAGGAGGACGGUACAUUGACCAAUACCAUUCCCCAAAUGUAUCUCAUUACAGAAGCAAAAGAGACAGGGGAUGAAAUUGGUGUCAUUGGUGGAAUGCCUGUUAAUAAUUCAUUUACCAACCCUAACAUACACCGCCAACACCAACUGCUUCCCAAACCCACUGGUGAUGCAUCUAGUAAUGUGGUACAUCAAAUACGGGUCAACCCACCACCUCUAAUCCGUCCUGCUCAAGUUAAUGUCUCCUGUCCUCCCAUCGGCCUGUCAAUCAGAAAGCCUCCCAAGUUAGUUUCAGGCAGCCCCCCGAAAAACCUCCCUAAUCCACACACAGUCGUCCAGCCCCAGAGUCGUAUCACCCUCACACACCCUCAAAACAUUCAAAACACCUUUCCUGGUUUGCCUACAGCGAUACCGAAGCCGGCUAGCUGGGUCAUGCAGAUGGCUGUCAAAGCUUCUACAGCAUCAGCAGCGCUCAACUUGGACCCAAAGCUGACAGAGGAGGAAAAGAUGGCUAAGAAGAGAGAGUACUGGAGGGUAAAGAAACGAGAGCAGAGGGCGGCCCGCGCCAACCGCCUAAGGCAAGGAGUUCAAGCUAGGGGAAAGACUGCCUCGCACAAGAGGCGGAACCAAAGGUUAGCACGAUUAGCUGUCGCCAUUCCCAAUGUCAACAACACACUGACUAUCAAGCCUCUCUCAAACACCAGUGUGUCCACGUCUCCACAGCGAGACCAAAUCAAACAAGAGAGAGGAUCAACCUCAACAGUCGCUCCAUGUCCUCUACUGGAACAACCCCUCUGUGUUGAUAUCAAACCAUCCCGGUGUUCACCGCCACCACAGACCGAGCCACCAGACCCAGCCUUGAGUGCUGACAGCCAGGCCACCACUCUCUUGGUGGUGGCUUCUAUGAAGAAGCUGCUGGAGGAAUCGCUUAGCACUGUGGCUGACUGGAAAACAGAACAGCCAGGCUGUAUUACAGAACAGCUGCCUUGUAAAAGUGAUCCUCAGACAUGUUCCUACAAGGAUGCUUCCGUCCAGAUGGAGGUCAAGCCAAAUCUACCUCUGCUCACCCUGGAAGAUGAGAAGGUCUCCCUAUCUGGUGACCUAUCGUUGGAGGUCAAAGGAUGGCAGGUGGACGCUGACGCCCUGCCAUCCUGCCAGGUAACCAUUUGUCCAUUGAGUCCUCAUCCUAAGGACUCUCCCCUGUCAAGUCCUUGCACUGAAAGUCUGUCUUUCCCAGCUCCCCCUCCCUCUGAACCCCCCUCUCACACUCUCGGUCCCACACGGCACACGGCAGCUUUCAGCGGACCGCCUCUCCCUCGUAGAGCCCAGAGGCUGCGUGCCAAAAAAGCAGGACACCACCACUGCUGCUCCCCAGAACCCCCGAAGCUACACCAUCAGCCUCAACAACAACAACAACCACCUCAUCAACAACAUGAAAAUCAACAUCAACAACAACCACCUUAUCAACAACCUCAAAAUCAACUACAACUUCAGCAACAUCAGCACGCCCAGGCGGUGACAGGCCAGAAUGUGACUCUGGAGAAGAAGAGGGAGUACUGGAGGAUGAUGAAGAGGCAGCAGAGAGCUAGGACGGUCAGGCAGGGAGGAGGGGGGCUGAGACGGGGGGACUACGGCAGACGACUGGCCCUCAAAGCAGCACAGGUUUCGAAUAUCAUUGUGAAGACACACACACAGAGACCAGUGCAGAGAAGCGGAAGUUUCGGUCUACACACAGCACCAUUGCUCAAACUGCAGUCCUCCCCACUUCUCCAGCCUAUAUCUCCCCAGCCUAUUUCUCCCCAGCCUAUAUCUCCCCCUACUUCUGGACCCAAGGCUAGCCUCAGCAUGGUCACCAACAUCCCAACACUUCUGGUUGGAGACCCCACCACCUCCAACAUGGGACAGACAUAUGAUGCAACACAGCUCAACCCUCCUGUCAACUGUACCAGUAUCUCCAAUUUACCCAUUGGUGACACAGGGUCCCCACAGACAUCUCAUAGCUUCAGUUCCGUGUCCCUCCCUUUUGGAGGUGGUGUCACUGUCCCCGCAUUGAGUGAGGGGAAAAAAGACGGGCUGCUAUUGGUGGAGAACCAACAGGAAGCGGCCCCAGGAUCGAGGGCCGACUCGCCCCGCGUUCUAAAAUGGAGACUGCGAGUGCAGGAAACCUCAGACACCGAUACCUCACCCAUCGCUACUCUCACACCUCCUCCCAACCCUUUGACGAGCAUAAAACUCUUACCCAUUCAGUCUCCCAGUCAAACAUCCUCUUUCACCCCAACACAGACUCCUUUCAAAUAUCAAGGUGCUCAGAUUUCUCAAAGUGGGAAUGUACAAAAUGUACGAUUGCCGACAUUGCAGGGGCCCACCAAAAGCCCUAUCUACAUAAGCCCAAUGGGUCCGCCCAAGCCAGUGCCGGGGGAGUCGGAAGAGGAGACUCUGAGGAAGAAGAGGGAGUACUGGAGGGUGAGGAAGAAGGAGCAGAGAGCCAGGAAAGCAAUGAGAGAUGGGGAGAUGACAGAGAAGAGGCCCUCGGUCAACUGGCAGCCCAUCAUCCCUAACACUCAUCAUCCUCAACAGCUGCUUGAGGAGAUGGAGACACAGGAACAGGAUCCUGACCGGAGGUUCAACACCUCCGAGGACUCUGAACUACUUCUGAGUACUUCCACAGAGACAGACAUGGGCUACUUUCCUGACUUUGGCCAAACUGAACCUUUAGAAGACGAAUCAGAGCUCCUUUUCCUACACGACGAUCUUGGCGACAACUAUGACGGCGCCAUCUCGGAUGUUGUAUGGAGGAAUCGCUACCUCAUGGACUACGACCCGCUGAACCAGCUGCUGGUGUGCAUGGUGUGCGGGGAGCUCCAGUACUCCCACAGCCUGGAGGGGGUGAGGGCCCACAUCGACGAGGCCCACCCAGAUACCCUGAGCCUGGAGUCCCCGGAGCACCUUCGCAUCCUGGAGGCCUGGGACGAGCAGGUGUCCAGGAGAGAACGCUUCUUCACCAGCCAGCUGCAGCAGCACAGUGGGACGAUGGGAGGGGACAGUGCCAACCUCCCAGCAGAAGUAAUGGUUGAUACAGAGGACUCGUCAUACCCGACGAACAGCAAAAGCUCCAGAACGAUUAAAAGACUCUGAGGGCUAAGUUCCCCUACAAAGGAUGAACUAAACUUGGAACUGUAUAUCUGUAUAGGGACAUGGAACGACAAGAGGCAAGCUUUACCUCAUGAACUUUGGGAUAGACCCACACAUCUACACACACCCACGAAUGUAUCUUCUUGCUGGGUUUUUUCCCCCCUUUUUUCCCCACAAUUUUGUCGUAUCCAAUUGGUAGUUACAAUCUGUGCCAUCGCUGCAACUCCUGUUCGGACUCGGGCGUGGCGAAGGUCGAGAGCCGUGCGUCCCCCUGAAACACAACACAACCCAACCAAGCCACACCGCUUCUUUGACACAAUGCCCGCUUAACCCGGAAGCCAGUUGCACCAAUGUGUCGGAGGAAACACCUGGCGACUGUGUCAGCGUGAACUGUGCCCGGCACACCACAGAAGUCGCUAGUGCGUGAUGGGACAAGGACAUCCCUGCCGGCCAAACCCUCCACUAACCCGGACGACACUGGGCCAAUUGUGCGCUGCCCCAUGGGUCUCCCGGUUGCGGCAGGCCGCGACAGAGCCUGGACUCGAACCCAGAAUCUCUAGACCACUGCGCCACUCGGGAGGCCUUCUUGAUGUUUUUGAUAGCGCCAUUUUGUAGCGAUAAUCAUUCACUACUACACCAUGUCUCCUGUGCCCUAAACCAAAAUAAUAUAUCAAUGAGAGAUGUCACUGGGCUCUAUAAUGUCGUUGUGCUGUAUAACAUACUAAAGCACAGUCAGGGCUCUCCCUCAAUCCACAGCACUGGGUUAACUUAACCUCCCUAUUAUGUGUCCAUUACAAACAGGUCAGUGAUGUUCUUCAAUCUGAAUGAAUGUGUCCUUACUCCUCAAUGUACCAGGAUCUAUAUGAUCCAGGUUUUUAAGGGUAAAUAGCAGACCUGUGAAUUUGACUUAGAGACCAUGCGUCUAUUGAAAUGGUCUACAGGUGAUCAAUUGUUCAAUGAUUGAUAUUCGUCUGUACAUACAGUACAUUUUAUAAUUUUACUUAAUGAUAUGUUUAUUUAAUAUUUCUCACAUACUAUCAGUUUUGUAUAAAGUUUUGUACUGUAUUAACAAGUUGUUAUUCAGGUCCAAGACCAUCAGUUUUAUUUCUUCCCUUUUCACAAGGGACAUCCUUGCAUGAGGGUAUUCUAAAUAUGUCCUAAAAAGUACUGGUAUAAUUAUUUUUCUUGCAGCAUACUGUAUCUACAAGACUGACUCUUCGAAAUACUUAUUUGACACACAAAACAACAUUGUUUUCAUAAAUCGUUGUUCUGGAAUAUAUCAAAAUGUUCUUCCUUUUAAUAAAUGUCAACCUUGUUUCUGUAAUGCUGAUUUGACAAAUGUAUUUCUGCACUGUAAAUACAACACACAAUCGUUAUGUUUAAAGGGGUGCUGAAAUGUCAAAACCCUUUUAAUGUAUUUGAUUGCCGAUCACGUAAUUGUUGCUCACGUUUUGUUUCUGAUCUGAUUCAUAUUUCCUUGCCUAUUUAUACGGUAUACAUUAUUUUUAAUGCCUUUUAUUUAGUCUGAACAAUCAGUCAGUGGCACAGAUAGAUUAUUACAUUUUUUAUUUAAUUGUAUCCCUGAUUUAACAAUCAAUUAUCAGCAUAUGUAUUUAUCACUUUUUAAACAUACAAAAAAAUAUGUAAGAUCCAUUGGCCUGCUGCUUGGAUGUUUCUAUACUUCCUAUAUGUAACAGAAAAUGUGUGGAAUGGACUUCCAGUUGUGUUGUUUUUGGUUCACCAAUAUACUGACAAUUAACGUCCUAUAGAGCACGAAGCUUUGGAAGUCAGUCUUCUGUGGUCUUAACAGACUGAAAAUGCAUUGAAAACAGAUUGUACUGUGAUAAACUUCUUGUUGUACAGCUGUAAGCAAACUGUAAAUGUACAGGGACACUGACCAUGCUGUAUGAUGACACCUGAUGAGAAUGUACCUCUUUGAAUUGGUUCCUACCUUGUCUGUUUUAAAAGGGAAUGUUCAAAUGCCUUUUCGGUACUAAUAAACCCUUUUUUCUAUCUUUUAAAA